Fomitopsis serialis is the source of this 2664-nucleotide messenger RNA. RefSeq names its product ABC transporter transmembrane region 2-domain-containing protein. Gene Ontology annotation, cellular component: peroxisomal membrane. The transcript has 9 exons. Lineage: Eukaryota; Fungi; Basidiomycota; Agaricomycetes; Polyporales; Fomitopsidaceae. Gene Ontology annotation, biological process: fatty acid beta-oxidation; long-chain fatty acid import into peroxisome; peroxisome organization. Gene Ontology annotation, molecular function: ABC-type transporter activity; ATP binding; ATP hydrolysis activity. The record is from RefSeq and is a predicted model, not a curated record. Bases 123 to 2387 code for a protein of 754 amino acids.
CCUUCAUUGCUACAACUAUUAAUGUGUCUGAGCACAUCCUCUUCCUCCUCCUCCUCAUCGUCCUAGUAAUUCACUGCGAGUCUGUACACUCAACUACACAUUCUUGCGGCCACUUCGCCCAGAUGUCGAUGAAGAACCGCCUCGUCGACGCGAAGGGGUUCCCACGCCCAGGCUUGCUUCUGCUCAUCUCCUUACUUCUGCUCCGUUCUCGCCUGCUUACUGGCCCAAGAGCUGCAUUGCGCAGUCUGACAGCAGCCACAUUAAAACAGAAGGUCAGCGAGGAGGACCUGACGCGGGCAUUGCAGCAAGUGUACACGAAGGAUGCCGAUGGGACGACGCGACUUCUCGUACCUCACGAAGGUCGCAUCAAGCAGAUACCCAUCCGCUCUACAACCGAAUCCGUCAUUGCUGCGAAUGCCAGAAGGUUUCGCCCCAUUUCCGCCUCACACAAGCCAGGGCUGGACAAGUCCUUCCUGCGACAACUGCUCGCCAUCCUCCGUGUCGCCUUCCCAACCUACCAUUCGAAGGAGGCUAUCAUUCUCUUCGCACACACCUUCUUCCUCGUCUUCCGCACCGUGCUCAGCGUCGCAGUCGCGCGCCUCGAUGGCCGGAUAGUGCGUGACCUGGUCAGCGCAGACGGAAAGGGCUUCUUGAAGGGGCUCGGGCUGUGGUUCGCGCUUGCAGUGCCGAGCACAUACACGAAUGUCAUGAUUCGCCACCUCCAAGCGAAGCUUUCAUUGGGAUUGAGGACUCGGUUGACGCGGUACACCGACGACGUGUACCUGUCAUCCUCGCCAGACCUGCGAUACUAUCGCACCGCGCUCGAAGGCGGGCUAGACGAUGUCGACCAAUACAUCACGUCUGACAUUGCAGCGUUCUGCGAUUCUCUCACCGGGAUUUACGGGAAUGUCUUGAAGCCUUCUCUAGACCUCAUCCUCUUCACCUCGCAGCUCUCGCGGACGCUCGGCUUCCGCGGGACGUUCCUCCUGGGAUUGAACUACUACGUUACGGCCAGGAUUCUGCGCGCAGCGACGCCUGCUUUUGGACGACUGGCUGCGGUCGAGGCGCAGCUCGAGGGAGAGUAUCGCGCAGGCAUGGGCCGCGUCGACAGGGAGAGUGAGGAGAUCGCCUUCUACGGCGGUGGGCUCCGAGAACGGAGUAUACUGUGGCGAGCGUAUUUGAGACUAAUUCGCCAUGUCAACUCCAUAUACAAGAUCCGCAUUGCAUACGAAUGGACGGAGGACUUCGUGAUCAAGUACCUCUGGAGUGCCGCUGGGUACUGCCUGAUUUCGAUCCCCGUGUUCCUCACGCGGCGUCGACACGUCGGCGUGCAAGCAGGCGUGCCGACGGUCUCCAGGCCCAAUGACGAGGUCGCGAAUCGCACCGAGACCUACAUCUCCUCGCGUCGUCUGCUUCUCUCCCUCGCUGACGCGGGAGGGCGCGUCAUGUACGCCUACAAAGACCUUCUCGAACUCGCUGGGCUCACAACGCGGCUGUACUCACUCCUCUCGACGCUGCACAACUUGCCCCCGCUCCCGCCCACGUCCGACGCUGCGCACCAGGACUUCAUCGAGCUCACGAACGUUGACGUCGGCGUGCCGACUGUUUCGCCCGCCGUCAUCGCCGGGGUGCCAGAGAAGACGGGGUCGUCCUGGAUCCUCGUGAAGGACCUGUCGCUAGUGCUGCAUCAGGGAGAGCAUUUGAUGAUUACUGGGAGCAAUGGCGUGGGCAAGACUGCCGUGGCACGGGUGCUCGCCGGUCUGUGGGCUGCCCAGAACGAUGGAGAAGUGAAGCGGCCGGCGGGGAAGCAGGGCGUGUUCAUCGUACCGCAGAGAGCUUACAUGGUGACUGGAUCGCUGCUUGACCAAAUCAUCUAUCCGCACUCAUAUGCUGAGUACUUGGAGUCGGGGAAGACGGAGCAGGACUUGAUGGACAUCUUGGCUGCGGCGAACCUGGCGUACCUGCCCGCCCGGGAGGGCGGCUGGUUCACAAGGAAGGAGUGGCGCGAUGUGUUGAGCGGCGGCGAGAAGCAACGGAUGGGUCUCGCGCGAGUCUUCUAUCACAUGCCCAAGUUCGCUGUCCUCGAUGAAUGCACGAGCGCCGUCUCCAGCGACGUCGAAGGCCGGAUGUACGAGCAUGCAAAGUCGCUCGGCAUCACGCUCAUCACCAUAUCCCUGCGCCCGUCGCUCAUGCGGUACCACACCCAUCUGCUCACGCUCGCGGGCGACGGCACAGGCAAAUGGCAGCUGACGCGCAUAGGCACGGCGGAGGAGCGCAUGGGCAUCGACCGCGAGGUGAUCACGCUCGAGGGCAAGAUCGCGGAGGUCGAGAAGUGGGAGGCGCGCGUGAAAGAGCUGAACCAGAUGCUUUCUGCGCAAGAACAAUGAUCAUGGCCGUACUGGGUGGAUGAUCUCCGUUGAAUCCGAGUCCGUUGAUGUAUGUAUAGGUUCGACACGAACCCACACUAGCGCUGCGUGGAGGGUCUUUAGAUGUAUGUAGUUAUAUACUGCUGUAGGGUAUGAUCUCUGGGCAUGGGCGCUUUCCCCUCGGUCGAGAUUCUGAGGAAGUUUUCAAGCUCUGCUCAAAAUGACUUACAAGAGAACAUUAAGUAGAGCUAUACGCUUCAGUUGACGUCAGGAGGAUAUGCAAAACAAGAGUCGAACC